Aedes albopictus (Asian tiger mosquito) is the source of this 2151-nucleotide messenger RNA. RefSeq names its product endoribonuclease CG2145. The record is from RefSeq and is a predicted model, not a curated record. Gene Ontology annotation, molecular function: RNA endonuclease activity. The transcript has 4 exons. NCBI's taxonomy places the organism in Eukaryota, Metazoa, Arthropoda, Insecta, Diptera, Culicidae. Bases 240 to 1958 code for a protein of 572 amino acids.
CGGGCUUACCGCUUCAAGCAACGAUGGCUCAUCGUCAUCGGCGUUCAGUUCUUCGACGACCGCCGUGCUGUUAACACGAGUUUUUAUUUUUAUUAGUCACAGCAGAUUUGUUUUUUUUUGUUCGGACGACGGUUUUGCAACUCCACAACACGGCUGAUAAGUGAAUCGGACAGAAGAGUGAAUCGUUACCUGAGGUGUUUCGAUGAACUAAAGGCAUUCGGACGAAAUUCCGGUCCAUCAUGACGUCGAUCAAGUUGAUCAAGCUGACGGCGAUCGUGCUGUUGGCGUUUGCCGUGCUAACAGAUGCGCAAUGGUUCGGCAGCAAAAAGAAGAAGGAAGAGGACCCCAACGUUGCUCUCCUCUCGUACAAUCCAGUUGACCCGGAUGCAGUUCCUCCUCAGCAGGCACCUACGACCAGCACUACCACUAGCACCACCACUCCGGCACCUACGACGACCAAGAAGAAGGGCUUCUUCGGUGGUCUCUUCGGUGGAAGCGGCAAGGAAAAGGAAACAAAGACAACCACCACGACUACCACGACUACGACGACUCCCAAACCAACCACAACUACGCCUGUACCGACCACGAAGAAAUCCGGGGGUGGCUUCUUCGGAGGAUUGUUCGGUGGUGGCAAAAAGGACAAGACCACUACAGUCGCUCCCACAACCGAUAAGACUACGGCCAAGGCAGGUGUCACCGUACCCACCACUACGGUCAAAUCUGCAACACCAUCGGUCACCACUCCCAAGGCCGUAGCACCGGUCGUUGCCCCAACGAGCACUGUCAAACCUGGCACUCCAACUGUAGCGACCCCAACUACUGCGAAGCCUUCCACUGCCAAGGAUGCAUUCCCACCACUUCCAGCGGUCCCCACCACCGCCGCUACCGUCCCGAAACCUCCACCAACUCCACCCAAACCAACCAUUUCCACCCCCAAAACCGCUGAAGCCUUCCCAGCCCUUCCUCCCAAACCAGGCAGCCCCACUCCAGCUCCCGUAGCCACCUCAACUCUUGCGAACGCCUGGAACAAGCCACUUCCGACUCAGCCUCCAUCUCCCCCUGCCGCCGGCAAACCCGGCGUUAGCUUCGUCCCCACCCAAGCCCCCGUUGGAGGCUCCACCGCCAGAACCACUCCGCGCUACUCGGAAGGCCCCACCGCAACCGACGAGGAACUAGCCGCCCUCUCCGAGCAACUCUUCUCCAAGGAGACCACAAACCUCAACCGACACGUCCGCGCAAACUACCAACGCCAAACCUUGUCCUCGUCCACCGUUGACGACGCCCCGGAACCCCUGCUCUCCGUCGAUGAACGCCAGGUAUAUGCCGUGCCCACGAUCGAAAAGAUGCGCGCCCUGUUCAACAACUACGAAGUGGACACCAUGGUCAACGAGUACGUCACCCCCAUGGAGAAGAAGGAGGAGAACGACUUCGUGGAUGCCUUGCUGACCACCGCGGUGAUGCGUAGCGCUAUGCUGUUCCUGCAGAAGAAGGGUGUGGUGACGGCCGAUCCUAAAACGCACCACGAGCUGCUGAAGACCAUUUGGUUCAAUUUGUACUCGCGAGGCAAUGGAAAAAUCGGCAGCUCUGGGUUUGAGCACGUGUUCUUGAAUGAAGUUAGCAAUGGGACGAUGAUCGGACUGCACAACUGGGUGUACUUGUAUGACCAGGAGAAGGCCGGCCGGAUCGACUACCAGGGUUAUAUCAAGAAGAUGGAUCUGGGAGGCAAGGGCGAGAUCGCCAAGGUGCGGCUCACGUUCGACAAGCUCACCAAACCGUCCAACUCGCUGUUCAUCGCCACCUCGCCGGAGCUGGAGAUCGCCCUGUACACCGUGUGCUUCCAGAUGCGACCGGACACCGAGUGUCCGCUAGCGAUCAACGGCAAGAAGUUUACCGUCAAAACGUUCACGUUCCGCUACCGGGGCAAGAACCUCAUCGGAGGAGCUUGGCCGAACUUCUAAGGAACUAGGAAGAUGAGUUAGUAGAUGAGAAGGAAACAGGAAGAGCUACAACGCGCACACAUAUCACAACUACUCAAGGCAACUGAUAUUCUCUAUGUAUCAUGUAUAGUCAGUAGUUUUAAUAAACUUUUUAUCAGUGUAUUUUUUUAUUAAACUUUGUAAUGAAAAGGAAAAACUAUCGUAACAGAUGCAA